AUGACCACCGAAAAGAAGGACAAUAUGGAAGCGCAAAUCAAGUCUGUGGACAUGACCGAGGAUAUGCAGCAGGAAGCCAUCGCCCUUGCGAUCGAGGCAAUGGAGAAGUAUCACAUUGAAAAGGACAUUGCGCAGUACAUUAAGAAAGAGUUCGACUCUCGCAAGGGUGCCACUUGGCACUGUGUUGUGGGCCGCAACUUCGGAAGCUUCGUCACUCACGAGACAAAGCACUUCAUCUACUUCUACCUCGGACACUGCGCGAUCCUUCUUUUCAAGACCCACCAAGCCACAGACAGCGCCCCAAACGCCGCUGCCUUCGAACAUCAACCUCCCUUCCUCAUCUUCACAACAGUCGUCAUGGCUUUUUGUAUCACAUUUGGCACCCAUGAGUUCACGGGCAUGCUCGAGGGCUAUGAGCAGGUGCGCGCCUACUGCUACAACUUCGUCGUUUUUGGACAUUGGACUAAUGGAAGUCCCCUCCGGCUAGGUCAACACUGGAAUGGCCAUUGUGUCACCCGAUGGCCUUUCUUCACCAUUUGCUUUAUUCCCUUGAUCCCGCUUUCAACCCACAAGUACAAGGAGGUUCUUUGUUACACCUGCCGCGUUAGCCAGGAUCUUCGGGACCGGCCUGACAUUACCCCUGAUACUCGGCCACCACCUCAUAUGGCAUGGGGUCCGCAGCCGCCCCCUCAAGCCUAUGGUGGAGGCUAUCCGCAGCAGCAGCAGCAGCAGCCGCCGCAGCAACAGCAGCAGAUGGGAUACAAGUGA
This is a messenger RNA of Penicillium argentinense, 768 nucleotides long. Its product is annotated as dynein light chain. Gene Ontology annotation, biological process: cilium assembly; microtubule-based process. Gene Ontology annotation, molecular function: dynein light intermediate chain binding; dynein intermediate chain binding. The transcript has 14 exons. Gene Ontology annotation, cellular component: cytoplasmic dynein complex. The record is from RefSeq and is a predicted model, not a curated record. NCBI's taxonomy places the organism in Eukaryota, Fungi, Ascomycota, Eurotiomycetes, Eurotiales, Aspergillaceae. The coding region runs from base 1 to 768 and encodes 255 amino acids.